This is a messenger RNA of Phycodurus eques (leafy seadragon), 2917 nucleotides long. RefSeq names its product RNA polymerase II associated protein 3 (gene rpap3). The record is from RefSeq and is a predicted model, not a curated record. Gene Ontology annotation, molecular function: protein binding. Lineage: Eukaryota; Metazoa; Chordata; Actinopteri; Syngnathiformes; Syngnathidae.
AAUUCUUCCAGCAGGCUAACAGCAAGGGAGGAAAUCAUGGCCGGGCCGAACAAAGCACUCGAGUUGCAAAUGCAAAUGCGGCAGAAUGCAGAGGACCUGCAAAGCUUCGUGAGGGAGCUGGAGACCUGGGAGACUGACAUGAAGACCAAAGAUGAGCAGUUGAGGAGAGGGGAGCAGGGGGACGCCAAGCCAAACCUCCCCCCUGUGCGUAACAAGGACUACAAAGCAAAAAUGAGGGCCAAGAAGAAGAUGAAGAUAGCCAACAACAGUGACUCCAGAGCAGAGGAGACCGACACCAAGAAGCCAUCGAGGAUCAAACAGAAUGAUUAUCAAUCGUGGGACAAGUUCGAUGUGGUGAAGGCUUUGGAGGAGGUGGAUAAGGAGGAAAGUCCCACGGAGUCGGACUCCGAGGAAGCUGAUCCGGAGCGAGCUUCAGCAGAGAAGGAAAAGGGGAACGCAUUUUUCAAAGAGGGAAAAUACGACGAUGCCAUCGAGUGUUACUCCAGAGGAAUGGCUGCGGAUCCUUACAAUCCCGUUCUUCCCACGAACCGAGCCACCGCCUUCUUCCGCCUCAAGAAAUAUGCUGUGGCCGAGUCAGACUGCAACCUGGCCAUCGCUUUGGACAGCAACUACUUUAAGGCGUAUGCGCGACGAGGAGCAGCCCGCGUUGCGCUGAAGAACUACGACGCUGCUUUAGAAGAUUACCAAACUGUUCUCAAGCUUGACCCGGGCAACCUGGAAGCACAAAAUGAAGAGAAGAAAAUGAAAGAGAUACUUGGACCUCAGGAGCUGAGUGAGGGAACGUCACCUCAGGCAGAUCCCACAGUAGACCAAGAGCGCCAAAGACUGACAGAAGAGCAUCAAAGACGACAAGAGGCGGUUGUGCAAAAAGACAGGGGUAAUGCGUACUUCAAAGAGGGCAAGUACGACGCUGCCGUGGAGUGCUAUAACCGAGGCGCGGAGGCGGACUGCAUGAACGCGCUGCUGCCCGCCAACAGAGCCAUGGCCUUCCUCAAGCUGGAGAGAUUCAAGGAGGCGGAGGAAGAUUGCACCAAGGCGAUCUCUUUAGACAACACGUACUCCAAGGCAUUCGCGCGCAGAGCCGCCGCCCGAGUGGCCUUGGGGAAGCUGGAGGAUGCCAUGAAAGAUUUUCAGGAGGUUUUGAAGCUGGAGCCAGAGAACAAGCAGGCCCAAAUUGAACUCCAGAAACUCCAAAUGGAUGGCGUUUCCAGCGGCCUCCUUCAAAUGUCCGACGGCUCCCAGAGGAGAACGGUGCAGCCCGUGGACAAAGAGGCUCACCUGCGCUCCACUAAACCAAUGAGGAGGAUCGACAUCGAGGAGAUCAGCGGUAAGGUGACAGUACCGGAUGUGGCGAGGGACCACGAGGGCCAGUCCUCGCCGUCGUCUCCCAGUACGAAGAUGAUCAAGAUCCAGGCGAUACCGGAUGCCCCCUCGCUGCCGUCUGACCAAGCUUCUUCAACCACACGAGCCAAACACGACCAGCCGGAGGAAAGCGUCGUCCCUCCCUCUGAAACAUCACAAAAAGCCCCCCCGAUAAACCUCCCAGCCCCACCCAGCAAAAGUUUCCAGCUCGAAGCCGACCUGCGCAGUAUUGGAAACCAGCCGGAAGUGGUUUACAGAUACUUAAAGCAAAUCAAGCCAGAGUCGUACGCGCGCAUUUUCCAGAGCUCCCUUGAACCUCACAUCCUCAGUCAGAUCCUGCAGACGCUGCGAGAUUUCUACAUCCAGAAUGAAGCUGCGGCCGUCACGGCGGACAUCCUGAAGAAUCUAUCGAGCGUGAGGCGUUUCGACACGGCCGUCAUGUUUAUGUCUUCCUCGGAGAAAAAAGUGCUUAAAGAAGUAUUCGACUUCCUCCACCGAGCGGAUGUGGACGCAUCAUCUGUUGAAUACCUUCACAAAAAGUACUGUGUGUGACCUGUUCAUUCCGGUUGUAGCCUAACGCUGUAUCGUAAGUGAAUUUCCUCCUCUGUGGACCAAAUAAGAGAGCUACAACACAAAGUCAUCCCUGAAUAAAAGUGUAUUUUGUAACUACUUACAUUCUUUCCACACACCUACACAAUCUAAUGAGAACCAGUAUCAUUACAAAUUGGAUUCAAAAUGACAAAAUCUCAUUUAAGAAAAAUAAACCGCAUACUAACGUUCCUAUGUCGGCUCUGGACUUCGUGUUUGGAGUUUGUAUGUUCUUCCCCCGUACUCCGGCUUCAUCCCUUUCCAUUCCAAGAGCAUGGAUGUUAGAUUUAUUGCAGACUAAAUUGUCCGUUGGUGUGAAUUUGAGCAUGAAUGCUUGUUUGUCUAAACUGUAUAUGCGAUCGGUUGGCAACCAGUCUAAGGUGUACCUCGCCUUGAUGCGUAUGUUAAAGUGAUGUUUCCGUAGAGUCUUUUAGAGGCCUGAAGAUCAGUAUCUCCGUAAUUGUGUGUCCUGCAUAAACAAAGGAACUGUCACGUGGGUUCAUGUUUUGGGUUCGGACGUUUGAACGGGACGGUCGUCCUCGCUUACGUUUCCACUGGUCGAGCGUCAGGUCCGUGUUGUCUAUGGUUCGGUCAUACGGCUGCGCCUCGGUCUCCUCCUCCGUGUCGCGGAAGUCGGCGAAGAAGGGAAAGUCCAGGGCCUCCGAGGCGCUGACCCGCUCCUCGGGAUCCAGGAGCAGCAUCUUUUCCAACACGCACACAGCUGCGACGCAGGAAGACAACAAUGUGACGGGUGUAGAAUUGGGUGCACUGACCGUUGGUGAGCUUCUUGCAUACCGUGUGAGCUCGCUUUGGAGAAAAUGGAGUGCAAGUCCUUUUUGGGUACUUUUGACAAACCCCGAAGGUAGUUUUUGGCCUGUCAGGGGAAACAACAGACAGGAAAUCCUCAAUUCAAUGUGGUUCAUGUACAGUAUAUGGAAUUAAGUAU